Molecule: messenger RNA, 576 nt
Organism: Chionomys nivalis (European snow vole)
Lineage: Eukaryota; Metazoa; Chordata; Mammalia; Rodentia; Cricetidae
Product: zinc finger CCHC domain-containing protein 10-like
Exons: 1
Coding region: 1-576 (191 amino acids)
Molecular function (GO): nucleic acid binding; zinc ion binding
Source: RefSeq, a predicted model, not a curated record
AUGGGGACUCCCACGCAUCGGCUCAUGCUCAUAGCUCGUAGACAAGCUGAAGCCAAUAAGCAACAUGUAAUAUGUCAGAAAUGCUUGGAAUUUGGACAUUGGACAUAUGAAUGCACAGGAAAAAAAAAGUACCUGCACAGGCCUUCCAGAACAGCGGAGCUGAAGAAAGCUUUUAAAGAGAAAGAGAAUAGAUUCUUGCAGCAAAGCAUUGGAGAGACCAAUGUGGAGAGAAGGAGCAAGAAGAAGAGGUCUAAGAGUGUCACGAGUUCCAGUACCUCGAGCAGUGACACGUCAGCCAGUGAGUCUUCAUCAGAGAGCCAGACGCCUGCCUCAUCCUCCUCAGAGGACAGUGACUCAGGCGACAGCCGCUCUAGCUCCUCCUCCUCAGCUUACACCUCCUCGUCUUCCUCCUCCUCGGUCUCAGACUCGACUCCAGCUCCUCCAGCUGCAGCAGUUGCAGUACAGACAGACAGCAGCUCUGAUGAUGAGCCGCCCAAGAAGAGGAAAAAGAAACAGAACUCUCCCUGCACUGGACUAAUGGACCAAAAACGUCAGUUUGACUCACAGGGGAACUGA